AUGUACCUCCAUCUCAACCCACACCCCUUCUCCAUCCUCCCCUCUCAUCCCGCCCUCGAUGAAACAGACACCAUUUCCUCAUCAACCCCAGCCCAUCCCCAACUCCGCUCCUUCCUCCACGCCUGCCUCACCGAAUCCCAAACCCUCCUGUCCUCCAUCCCCACCACCUUUCGCCGCGACCACAAACCCCGCCGCGCGCCGCCAUCCACCGCCGCCAUCCACCUCUACACGCGCAACGACAAUCAAGAAGGAGACUACUGGGUAUGUCGACAGAGCACGCACCAAGAUGCAGCAGUGACGGGGUCGGCCUCAUGGGAAGAAUUCCGUUCCGGGUUACGAGAAAACCAUUCCGAGAAUGAAAUGGAUUAUACGCCCAGUGUGACGUCCGUGGUGAAAUUGGUGGAGUGGCCGUCUGAAGUCGAUGUAGAAGGUGGUUGGGGGAAGGUCGAUGUUCAUGUGAACCUCAUCACGCAUACCUUCCACCCCACAAUUCUGAUUGCGCCUCGCUCGUUCCUUGUCUUGGUGAUUUCGGCGGACCGAGCAGCAGCAGCCGGGGAGCGACAUGGGUUUGUGACGAUCCAGAUCCCACUUGCUGUUGAGUCGAGUCCCGAAGCUGUCCGGAAGGAGAUCAUGGCGGCAGUGCCCCGGAAUACGAUCUUCGCGUCCUACGCGAGCGUGGAAGAGGUCAUUGCGACGGAGAGCGGGCUGCAAUGGACUAUGGCGACUACUUCAGAUGCUGGCGGGGCGAUUCCUCGGUGGAUCCAGCGGAGCUGGACCAUGGGCGGAGUCCCUAAAGCUGUUGUCGCCGACGUGGGCUUGUUUCUGGCCUGGACGGCCCGCCGGAGGUCUUAA
Molecule: messenger RNA, 852 nt
Organism: Aspergillus niger
Lineage: Eukaryota; Fungi; Ascomycota; Eurotiomycetes; Eurotiales; Aspergillaceae
Exons: 2
Coding region: 1-852 (283 amino acids)
Source: RefSeq, a predicted model, not a curated record